GGAUACGGGACUCCGCCAUAAUGCCUUCAAAACCUGAUCAAAAUACAUCAUUUGUUUGAUUACCUCAAAGACACACCCUUCUCAAGAACUAGAAAACAGAACCGAAACCUAAACUACUGAACAUCCCUACUACACAGACUCUGUGUGACAUUCUGUGUUCUUCGGAUUCCUCCCAAACCAUCCAGAGACAUGAAUCAACAAAAAAAAGCAUACUCAGACAGGACCAGAUGGUCUCAAAGAUACCAACCCUACAAGCAGGAUGGGCACAGAGAAAGAAGAGGUAUCGCACAUCACAUGCAUUUGUACUCGCGAGGACAAGUUCAAGUCCGUUUUCCAAACUGGUUUCCUUCUACAGAUGAUACAGAUGUCCCCUUACUGGAUUGGAUCAUUUCAGAUUUACAUCCACAUACUAUAGUUGAAGAGCCUGGCUUUUUACAUUUUUACAAAUCUAUGAAAAGUGCAAGGUUUCAAAAUCAACCAACAUCUACUGACAUACUCUUAAAACUUCAGCAAUCAUUUUUUUUAAAAACACAAAGUGUACAAAAGAAUCUAGAUAGUGUAGAUACCGUUGCAUUGUCUUCUGAAGUGUGGAACACCACAGCAAAUAAAACCUAUAUGACAACUACUUGUCACCUGAUCGAUAACACAUGGACUCAGCAGUCAUGGGUUUUGGAAACCAUACCUCUACCUGAAGAAUAUAAACACAGUAAUAUUAUUGGACAGCUUCUGAAAAUAGCAGAUAAAUGGAGAAUUGGAAACAAGAUUAAAGUGGUAGUGACAAAUGAAGAUGGGAUAAAGAAAGACAUCAAAAAAGCAGGAUGGGAUUUCAUACCCUGCUUCGCUAACACACUGGAUGUGGUCUUCAAGGAGACACUUGAAGCAUCUUCUGUCUGGAAAGCGCUGGUGGAAAGAUGUUGUAAAAUAGCAGAGUAUUUUUCUAAUGCUGAAGCACAAGGUCACCUCAAGAAGGCUCAAAAAAACCUGCGAUUACCGGAGUAUAACCUGGCUGAGACCAAGGGUGAUAAAUGGCUUUCUACACUAAAUAUGCUAGAAAGAAUCUCAAAGCAGCAUGAGGCCAUACGCCAAGUGUUAAUUGAAUUUAAUGUUGACUUACUGUUAAGCAAGCAUGAAAAUAAAAACAUAACCAAGACAAUAUCAUCCCUGAAGGCAUUCCAGGAUAUCAUAUCACCAGCAAAACGAUACCACUCACUUGCAGACAUCAUACCACAGGUGGAAGCCAUAAGGAAGAAGCUAAAGCAGUUGCAACAGAGCGGAAAUGAGUUUGCAAAGGAAUUAGCACAACAUUUGGAUCAUCACUUCAGUAGAGCCAAAGAAAAUGACUGGCUGACAUUGAGCACCACUCUUAACCUGAGAUACAGAGACAUCGCUCUCUCUGAGAUAGGGACUUUCACACGCAUUACGAAAAGGAUCAUUGCUGAAAUGGAACACCUGAAUGAAGAGAACCAAGGGAGAAGCUUUCGACAACCAGGCAAUUUUGAUAUGGCUCUGAAGAGAUACUUGGAAAAGAAAAUGUUGCCAACUAAAUAUGAUCCUCUUGCAUUCUGGAAAUUCCCGAAAGUUGAAGACUGGUACCUGAGUGAGGUUGCACGCAAAUACCUGGCUGUUGUCUCUACUGCGGUACCGGCUGACAUUGCCUUUGACAUAGAGAAAGCCAGACUAGUGGCUAGUCGAAUAAGCAGCUUGGAUCCAGAACAUCUAAAUAUGAUGCUUUUUCUAAAUGGCAACCAUUUCCUUCCCUCUUAACUCACUAUUUAACAGAAGGGAAAACGACCAUGGCCUGUUUAAUAUUUUAAAGGGUAUAAUGGCUAAAGGUUAUACAUUUAUCAAUUUCGAUUAGGAACUAUUUACUUUGUAGUUUCAAUAGUCCAUAAUCAAUCAGUGACAAUAUGCACAAUUCAUAUAUUAUUCACAAAAAGGUUAUAUGUCUGCACAUUUUCAGUAGGUGAAGUCACAAACAAUUGUGAGACAUUUUACCCAAUUUUUUGUAAACAAACUUUGCAUUGAAAGGAAAGUCCUGCUUUUUAAAAUGCAUAUUAGCGAUUUUUUUUGUCAGUUACCUUAAGCUUAAGCUUUCAAGUCCUUGCUUAAGACGCAUUACUAUGCUUUGGCUUAUAAUUCUAGUUGAGCUUUGAUAUCUUGGCCUGUUGGUUAUUUUGUUUUAAUUUGUUUGCAACUUUGUGUAAUAUUGUCUGUAUAAUAAUUAGUUUUUUUAUUUUCUUUGUUGGAUCUUGAGAAGCACUUUGGUCAAUUAUGAUUGUUUUUAAAUGUGCUAUAUAAAUAAAAUUGAACUGAACUGUACUUGUUGAAUGAGGAUUGACCACAAGAUGGCAGUAGGAACACAUUUAUGCUAUAUAGGCUUAGAUUGGAGCACAUAAAAAUAAAACACAAUAUAAUAUAA
This is a messenger RNA of Carassius gibelio (silver crucian carp), 2419 nucleotides long. RefSeq names its product E3 SUMO-protein ligase ZBED1. NCBI's taxonomy places the organism in Eukaryota, Metazoa, Chordata, Actinopteri, Cypriniformes, Cyprinidae. Bases 190 to 1764 code for a protein of 524 amino acids. The transcript has 4 exons. Gene Ontology annotation, molecular function: protein dimerization activity. The record is from RefSeq and is a predicted model, not a curated record.